AUGGCUUCAUUUAAAAAAUAAUAAUAAAAGACUCAAGCACCCUAAAAAAAGAAGGUCAAAAGCGAAUUGACUGAUGAUUAAAAACAGGAAAUUAAAGAAGCAUUUGAUUUAUUCGAUACUGAUCGCUCUGGAGCAAUAGAUUGUCAUGAAAUUAAAGUUAUUCUCAGAGCUCUAGGAUUUGAAGUUAAAAAGUAGGAAGUAUAAGCAUUGAUGAAGGAAUAUGAUAGAGAUGAAACUGGCAGAAUUGAAUAUAGUGAUUAUAUAGAACUAAUGACUAGAAAAUAUUGUGAAAGAGAUCCUUAGGAUGAAAUAUUCAGAGCAUUUAAACUAUUCGAUGAUGACAACUCAGGUAAAAUAACAUUGAGGAAAUUAAAAAAAGUAUCAAAAGAAUUAGGAGAAAGUUUGAGUGAUUAAGAAUUGUAAGCUAUGAUAGAUGAGUUUGAUAAAGAUGGGGAUGGGUAAAUCAACAUCGAUGAAUUCCUAAGCAUCAUGAAAUAAACAACAAUUUAUUGAAUCAAUUAAUGAAUAUUACAUCUAAGACUUAAUAUUAUUAUUAUUGAACAAUAUCAUAA
Paramecium tetraurelia is the source of this 572-nucleotide messenger RNA. RefSeq lists its product as uncharacterized. Gene Ontology annotation, molecular function: microtubule binding; calcium ion binding. The transcript has 2 exons. The record is from RefSeq and is a predicted model, not a curated record. Lineage: Eukaryota; Ciliophora; Oligohymenophorea; Peniculida; Parameciidae. Gene Ontology annotation, cellular component: microtubule organizing center. Gene Ontology annotation, biological process: spindle pole body duplication.